Salvia miltiorrhiza (redroot sage) is the source of this 1330-nucleotide messenger RNA. Its product is annotated as putative cyclin-D6-1. Gene Ontology annotation, biological process: regulation of cyclin-dependent protein serine/threonine kinase activity; mitotic cell cycle phase transition. Gene Ontology annotation, molecular function: cyclin-dependent protein serine/threonine kinase regulator activity. The transcript is spliced from 6 exons. Gene Ontology annotation, cellular component: cyclin-dependent protein kinase holoenzyme complex; cytoplasm; nucleus. Bases 432 to 1274 code for a protein of 280 amino acids. The record is from RefSeq and is a predicted model, not a curated record. NCBI's taxonomy places the organism in Eukaryota, Viridiplantae, Streptophyta, Magnoliopsida, Lamiales, Lamiaceae.
AUUGGCAACGACCAUACUCAAUUUUUAAGUUUGCAAAAUUUAUUCAGAUAAAAGUAUGGAUAGAUUUUUUUUAUAGUUUGAGUAUUAAUUAGUUAAAAUCGAUAAAUUGUGACCGAAUAGAAAAAUAGAGAAUAGUUUGGAAUACAUAUAUAUAAAAGAAUAUUUUCAGGAUAGUAGUAGGUAGAAAAAUAUAAAUGGAUAUAAUAGAUUUGAUGAAUUUACUUUAUCGGCGUUGAGAUUUCUGCUUUAAUUGAUUGAUCACUGGAUCUUCUGGAUGAUCGACACAUAGACUCUCGGUCAGGAUGAAGGGAGAAAAAAAUGAAUAAAUAUGGAGAGUGAGUGAGGCGUUGAAUGCUCAUUGCUAGCUCCCCUCGCUCUCCUCUCUGCAUUCUACUCCCUUUCUUUUUCUGAAAGGAAAGUGGGAAAAGAAAAUGGAACAGGAAUUGGAUCUUCAGAAUCCGUUGACGGUUUACGACGACCUCCGCUACGACGACGUUUCGUCUCUCUUCACCAACGAGUCCGACCACAUGCCGCGUCUUCUCUCCUUUGACCCCUUAGAUUUGCGCUUCUCUAUUCGCCGGACUGCUCUCUCUCUCAUUCUUCAAGCGAAGUUCUCUUACGGUUUAGAUCCGUUUCUAGUCUACCUCUCUGUCAAUUACGUCGAUCGAUUUCUCUCCAACCAGGAAUUUCUGGAUAAAAGUCCGUGGAUUCCACACAUUCUGUUUGUUGCAAGUCUUUCACUUGCCGCCAAGAUGAGAAAUUCUGAUUCUUCGGUUCUGCUCGCCGUUUUACAGAGGGAAGGUGGUUAUGAGUUUGAGGCACAGUCAGUUCAUCGAAUGGAGAAGAUUAUACUAGCGGCCCUGCAAUGGCGGAUGCGAUCCAUCACUCCUUUCUCGUUUCUUCAAUAUUUCCUCUCUCUUCUCAACACACAAGACUCUUCUCUGACUCAAUCUCUCAAGACCCGAGCUUCCGAUAUUAUUUUCAACGUCCAACACGAAUUGAAGCUUUUAGAGCAUAAACCAUCGAUAAUUGCAGCUUCGGCACUUCUCUGUGGCAUUCAGGAAUUGAAUCCGCUCACAUUUUCUUCUUCCAAAAUCACUCUCUCUUCCUGUGGAUACGUCAACAAAGGCGCGUUGUUGGAAUGCGUGGGUAUGAUGAGUAGUGUCGUGGAGAGGCAACGUACAAGCGAGGACGGUUUUCCGGAAAAGCGGCGCAGGCUAAACGGUUUAUGCGACAAUAGAACAUUCCAGAUCACUCAGAUACAGCAGUGUUGACACCGUGUAAACACCUACUCAAAUUUUGGAAAAAUACAUCUUUCAGUGGGCGAUCA